Messenger RNA from Orussus abietinus, 5020 nucleotides. It is a transcript of the gene Rat1, whose product is annotated as 5'-3' exoribonuclease 2 homolog. The transcript has 17 exons. The record is from RefSeq and is a predicted model, not a curated record. NCBI's taxonomy places the organism in Eukaryota, Metazoa, Arthropoda, Insecta, Hymenoptera, Orussidae. Gene Ontology annotation, cellular component: nucleus. Gene Ontology annotation, molecular function: RNA binding; 5'-3' RNA exonuclease activity. The coding region runs from base 188 to 3109 and encodes 973 amino acids. Gene Ontology annotation, biological process: nuclear-transcribed mRNA catabolic process.
AUAAAUACCGAUGGUGGAGACUUAGUAAAUGAGUGUUUAUUUUACGUCCGUGUAUCCCGUCGCUCUUUCAAGAUGUACGGACCAAAAUACAUAUUACAUUAACGUACCAGAAAAGCGUUAUAUUUUGGAAGAAACCAUUCGUAACGGAAUAAUUUAAUAACGCAUUUAAGAAAACGCUGUCUUAAAUAUGGGUGUACCAGCAUUCUUUCGAUGGUUAAGUCGGAAGUAUCCAUCUGUUAUUGUCAAUUGCAUUGAGCAGAAGGCUGUAUCAAGUAAUGGAACUCGAGUUACAAUCAAUUCGGCCGAUCCAAAUCCUAAUGGAGUUGAAUUUGAUAAUUUGUAUCUGGACAUGAAUGGUAUAAUUCAUCCUUGUACGCAUCCUGAAGAUAGACCUGCCCCGAAAAAUGAAGAGGAAAUGAUGGAGGCGAUUUUUGAAUGUAUCGAUCGAUUAUUUCGGAUUGUUCGGCCAAGAAAAUUGCUUUAUAUGGCCAUCGAUGGUGUUGCACCGCGUGCAAAAAUGAACCAGCAAAGAUCCAGACGAUUCAGGGCUUCAAAAGAAUCUGCUGAGAAAAUAAGUGAAAUGCAAAAAAUACGUCAAGAAUUAUCACAGAAGGGUGCAAAUGUGCCCCCAGAAAAAGCAAAGGAAGAACAUUUCGAUAGCAACUGUAUAACUCCGGGUACACCUUUUAUGGCAAGAUUAUCAACUUGCUUACACUAUUAUAUUCAUGACCGUUUAAAUAAUGACCCAGGUUGGAAAGAUAUAAAAGUUAUUUUAAGUGACGCAAAUGUGCCUGGAGAAGGAGAGCAUAAAAUCAUGGAUUACAUUCGUCGCCAAAGAGCUAAUCCAGAUCACGAUCCAAAUACUCAUCACGUUCUGUGUGGAGCUGAUGCUGAUUUAAUUAUGCUGGGGUUGGCUACACACGAACCUAACUUUACUAUAAUUCGAGAAGAAUUUAAGCCAAACAAACCAAAACCUUGUGACAUAUGUGGGCAAUUAGGACACGAAUUAAAAGAUUGUACAGGGACAGAGCCGGAUCCGAAAAAGGCAGAUGAAUCAUUUGCAGACGAAUGCCAGUACAUAUUCGUUAGAUUAAAUGUUCUUCGGGAAUAUUUAGAACGAGAAUUACAAAUGCCCAAUUUACCUUUUAAAUAUGAUUUUGAAAGAGCAAUAGACGAUUGGGUGUUCAUGUGUUUCUUCGUAGGAAAUGAUUUUCUACCACAUCUACCAUCCUUGGAAAUCAGAGAAGGAGCUAUCGACAGACUUGUUAAUUUGUAUAAAAAAACGGUGUAUAGAACAGGGGGCUUUUUAACGGAUAGUGGUGACGUUAAUUUGGAUAGAGUACAAAUGAUAAUGUCAGAUCUUGGAAAUGUUGAAGAUGAAAUCUUUAAGAAACGACAACAAAAUGAAUUAGCAUUUAAACAACGUGAAAAGGACAAGAAGAAAAGAAUGGAAGCUGUUAGUAACUAUAAACCUAAAUGGAUUCCAGCUGGACAAUUUGCACCCACUCCACUAGGUGAAACAGUGAAACCAAUACAGAAUCCUAGAUAUGAGGCUUAUCAGAUGCGUGUGCAAGGAAGAAAUUAUAAUACUUCUGCUGCCGAGAGAGCUCUAAAGGGGACUAAUGCAAAUGCUGCAUUGGAGGCCAUGAUAGUUCCUGAGGGUUCAAAUAAUCGUGGGCAGAAAAGAAAAAUAGAUCAAGUAGAGAAAGAAGACGAUGAUGAUCAGGCGCAUGACGAAGUACGGCUUUGGGAAGAUGGUUUCAAAGACCGCUACUAUGAAUCUAAAUUUGACGUGUCACCGGAUAAUCUUGAAUUUAGGAACAGUGUUGCUUUGCAAUAUGUACGUGGCCUUUGCUGGGUCUUGCGUUACUACUACCAGGGUUGUGCAUCCUGGAAAUGGUAUUUUCCAUACCAUUAUGCUCCAUUUGCAAGUGAUUUUAUUAACAUAGGAGGACUUUCUACUGAAUUCGAAAGAGGAACGCAACCAUUUCGCCCAUUGGAACAACUUAUGGGAGUAUUUCCAGCAGCUAGUAGCAGUCAUGUACCUGCUCCUUGGGCUAAAUUAAUGACUAACCCCAAUUCACCGAUUAUAGACUUUUAUCCAGAAGACUUCAAAAUAGAUCUCAAUGGUAAAAAGUUUGCUUGGCAAGGAGUAGCAUUACUUCCUUUUGUUGAUGAAAAAAGAUUAUUUAAGGCAUUAGAACCAUUAUACGAAUGUUUAACUGAUGCUGAAAAGAAGCGAAAUAUACGUGGUGAUGAUCGAUUGUAUGUAGGCCUGGGAAAUGGCAACUAUAAUUUCGUAAAGGAACUCUACACUAGCCGCGUGACUGCAGAAACUGAAGUCUGUAUGGAUGGUAUGCGUGGUACGGUAUUAUUAGCAGAAGACUGUGUUGGUGAAGGUGCAACAUUGCCUUCGCCUAUUAAUGGUCUGCCGGUUCGGAACAACAAAGUGUACUGUAUUAGAUUCAGAGAUCCUAAUUAUGGUAGCGAUUACAUCUUUCCGGCUAAAAAAUUGAAGGGCGCCAAGGAACCGCCGAGAGUGCUGAAACCUCAAGAUUUCGAGCAGAUGAACCGGAAUAAUAAUAACCAAUGGAGGCCGCAAGUUGGUUUUGUACGUACAAAUCAAGUGGCCUCGAUUGGAGAUGCUGGGCAUCGAAUGUUAGGGUUUCAUACGAAUCUUAACAGAACUGUUCCUCUGUACGGAAUGGUGCCGCCGCCACCGCAACCUCAAUUUCAACCCAAUCGCGGUUAUCAAAGUGGCUAUCGAUCUGAACAAGGAAAUAGUGGAUCGGGAAGCAGUGGUUACGGCAGCUCCAACAGCAGACCCAGCAGCAGUGGUAGCACCGGUAGCAGCAGUAGCAGCGGUAGUAGAUAUGGAGGUAACAAUCGUGACCAGUAUCAGCAACGGUCUACUUCAGGACCUUGGGCGAGUGGCUAUGGUCUCCCGGCUUAUCAGCAACCGUAUCAGCAGCAACGCAGCCUACCGAUGUACCAACAACAUGGCCACGGUGCGGCAGCGUUCGAUGCUGCGAAGUAUCAUUCUUACCAGAAUCAGCAAUAUCGAAAUCAACCGUCCAAUCGGUAUGGGAAUGGUCGGAGUGGUCGAUAAACGAUGCAUCAUGCAGAAAAUCAGUGUUACAACCCGAUAGUAAAUAAUAAAAAUCGGUGUUUAAUGGCGAACAUAUUCAACAGCGCGAUCUACAUGCGCGACAACUGCACACAUCGUGGAAAAUACAUCACGCCUAAUUUUUCUUUUUCAAUAGCGCGAAUUGAUUCCCGCGAGAUGCGCAGACAUAUUUACAAGUAUACAUAAGGUUAGGGAAGUCCUCGAAGGGUUGCAGACUCUUUGAAAUGUAGACAAUUCUGUAUAUUUCGAUAAUUGGCCUGGUUCACCGAGAGAAAUAUUCGGUUAAAUUGACUUAUCACGGUUUAAUCAUCUUGCAAUCUACAAUUAAACCUUAUUUGCUUCAAGGGAACGUUGGUUAAUUAAAAUUGAAUAUAUAAAAAAAAUAUUCAUCCAAUCAUUGGUAUUUAAAUUAAUUCAGCUGCCGUCACGAACAGGCAAGUAAAUAUUUUAAUCAAUCUACAAUAAUAAUCCGCUUGAAUUGAACAAAAUUCAGCAUAAUCUACCGAAUUUACUUUAGCCGUGGUGAUUUAAUUGAACCAUUUAUUUUUCUCGAUAUAUGGCCAGUUUUUCACGGAAACAAGUGCAUAUUCGUAUCGCAGGUAUGCGAUGAUGAAUGUAUAAACCAGCGCGAUGAUUACAAUUGAAAACAUAUUGACAUCGAUAUAGAGUAAACGAGGAUGAGGUGGUAAGUAAAAAUUUGGGAGUUCAUGGUUUUUCGAAUAGUACAAAUUGAGUCAAGGGAUAUGUAUACUUUUGUUAAUCGCUAUGGAAAAUUUAUAUCUCAAUGUUAAAAUCUAAUCAAAAUAGCGGAAGAAAUUAGAAUGCUUUCUUGAAAUCAAUAUUGAUUUACCUCUUCAUCUUUACCACUUUCCCCUAGUUUGCUCUAUUCGUACAUUUUCAUCUCACAAUUAGUUUAAUACAUUGAUCGAAAUCGCUAUCGUUAAAUUUUUAUUGUCGUGAUCAAAAGACCAUGUGUUCUACCCUCGCCCCGAAGCGAUGGGGAUUAUAAUUACAUUUUCUUAUACACUGUUAAAAUGACUGUUCGAAUUUCAUUACUGACAAGCAAUGAACUUCUUUCGUAAGAUUCGCUUUUGAGAAAUUUGUAGAACCCACGUAUCAACGGACACUCAAAUGCCAUCGGCAAAAAAAUGAAAUUAGAAACGGCGUUUCUCGAAAUUUAACACUUUGGUGACUGAUGGUCUAAUAUUACAUCAUUUGACAUCCAUAACUUGAAACUAUUGACGUUGUCCUAUCACUGGAUAUAUCUAGAAUGUAACGUAGCGAAUUCUAGUUUUACAUUUCACAUGAUCAAAACCAGUAAUCAAGAUUAGGGCUCGUUUACAUAGUUUUCGAACACGCGUUAAUUCAUGCAAUGGCACAUCGCACAAGCCGCAAACUUGCUUAUGAGCAAAGGACACAUAUGCUCACAAGCAAUCGUGCAUUUUUGACAGCCAUAUUUUGUUUGCUUGUGAACACACUAUAACUUGUACCAUCGCUUGAACUAAAACAUGUUGGAAAACGCGCUAUGUGAGCGAACUGUUACGCGGUCACCAAUGUGUUAUCAGAUAUGUAUCCCCUACCUUCGUCUCGACUAACUCUGUUUCUGAUUUCCACAUUUCAAUUAGAAGGUGUCGGAAAGGUAGGACUUUGUUCUAAGGUCACCGGCAAGUAAUCUAUAAACGUCGCUUUGUUCCGUACACUAUAAAAUCAAGUCUCCUUCGAGAAGGCGGCGAAAACGGUGGAGACGAUAAUUAUUUUAGAGCGCAAAUCUGUGAAUGACGUCAUACGAUAUUUGCGUGAGGAUGUAACUCAACUGCGCCGAUUUGUACCAACGUAACUCCUCUGAAACCUGCCAAGUGUACAUCCUCGGAAUAAUACAGAAUAUUUCCUUAA